This is a messenger RNA of Musca domestica (house fly), 816 nucleotides long. RefSeq lists its product as uncharacterized. The transcript has a single exon. Bases 29 to 769 code for a protein of 246 amino acids. The record is from RefSeq and is a predicted model, not a curated record. NCBI's taxonomy places the organism in Eukaryota, Metazoa, Arthropoda, Insecta, Diptera, Muscidae.
CGGAUAACAAUAUCAUCGAAUUAAGAAGAUGCGUGCCUUUAUCGUGUUGUGUUUAGUGGCAGCCGCCUGUGCUCAAUCGGGCUAUAAUUAUCAAGCUGGCAGCAGCGGUAAUUUUGGUGCAGCCUCUAAUGCUGCUCCAUCUUUUGAUGCUGGAUCUUCCUUUGGUGCUGCUGCUCCUUCAUUUGCUCCUGUUGCUGCUCCUGCAUAUGGACCUGGCGAUAAUGUUGGAUCUGCCUCCAAUACUGCCCCAGUCCAAGGCGAAUUGGAAAAGGAAUUCUAUACCUUCUCUGCCAACGAUGAAGACUUCAACGAACCGGCUGGCUCUAAUCAAUUCAACAACGCCGUGAAACAGGGACUCCGUGUUAUCUUCAUCAAGGGCCCUGAAAACAGUGGUUUGGAAGAUGCCGCUUUGGCAUUGGCCAAACAAGCUGCUGAACAACAGACCGCCAUCUAUGUCCUUACCAAACAAGCUGAUCUUGCUGACUUGGCCAACAAAUUGAACCAAGAAAAUAGCAAUGUUAACCACAAGCCCGAAGUUCACUUCGUUAAAUACCGUACCCCUGAAGAUGCUGCCAAUGCCCAAAAGGCCAUUCAGGAUCAAUACAACUCCUUGGGCGGUACCAGCCAAAGUUUCAACGGCGGUGUUGCUCCAGCCUUGAACUUUGCCUCUCAGGCUCCAGUUGCUCCCGCAUCCGCUCCUGCUGCUUCUAGCCCCGCUACCAGUGCCACCUAUCUUCCCGCUUCCGUGCUCCGCCGUUUCCGUUUGUAAACGGUAGGUAAAUAGGAGACGACUGAUUUUGUUAUUGUUAUUGCGAC